Molecule: messenger RNA, 369 nt
Organism: Heterostelium album PN500
Lineage: Eukaryota; Evosea; Eumycetozoa; Acytosteliales; Acytosteliaceae
Exons: 1
Coding region: 1-369 (122 amino acids)
Source: RefSeq, a predicted model, not a curated record
AUGGAGAUUAUACAACUGAUACUCGACAACCACCGAUUCUUCAAUGAAAGUACUAUCGGUGAUAUUAUCACCUAUUCAUUUAAAACAGGUAAUAUAAAGUUGAUAGAUUAUCUAUUAGCUUGUAGCUUUAGAAAUUGUAAUCAAUCAAAGAUAGCAAUCAAUUAUGCAUGUAAACAUGGUCUCAACAUGGUUAAACUCUAUAUUGAUAAGUUUUUAUACGAUAAUACCGCAAUUUCAACAUCAACAAUCAAAAUGAUCAUCGAGCAAAACAACAUGGAGUUACUUAAAUACAUGCUAGAUCGCUAUUAUCGUGUACCUGACCCCAUGUUAGCUCGGAUAAAUUUCAAAUUUAAAGUAAAAUCUUAUUAA